This is a messenger RNA of Lichtheimia ornata, 888 nucleotides long. RefSeq lists its product as uncharacterized. NCBI's taxonomy places the organism in Eukaryota, Fungi, Mucoromycota, Mucoromycetes, Mucorales, Lichtheimiaceae. The transcript is spliced from 2 exons. The record is from RefSeq and is a predicted model, not a curated record. The coding region runs from base 1 to 888 and encodes 295 amino acids.
AUGCUUCAAGUACAGGAAUCAUCUCACAGCACUCUGUUGCUAGCGCCCAUGCUCACACCACCAACUUCAGUACACCCACAACCAACAACGUCGUCUUCGUCUCGGUCAACUCGUGUUGUUGAGCAGCUUCAAGAUACAUUGGAUGGUCUUCAAAAGGAGCUCGUAUCGACUCGUUUACAGCUCGAAGCAGCUCGACAAACAAAGGCACAAUCUGAGAUCGACGCACAAAACUAUGUUGAAUCCAAUAAGCAAUACCGACAUGAUAUCAAGGGAUUGAUGCAGGUGCUCGAAUCCAAGCAAGAAUUAUUGGAUACCACCAAACGUUCAUCAAUGGCAAUGGAAGCUCAAGUCAAAAAGUUGAGAGAUGAAGCUUUGGCAUCACGCAAAAAGCUAGAGGAGCUUCGAAGGAAGGAACAAGUUCUUGAACGUGAUCGUAAUGCAGCUGUGGCCGAGAAGGAGCAAACCGAGCGUCAGCAAAUUGUUCUCAAGCAAGCAAUGGAAAGUUUAGCUACUCGAUUUGAACGUGAGGUGUGUGGACUACGACAAGAUCUUGAUAGUGUGCAGCACCAAGUACAAGUGAUGGCUGAUGGAAGUGAAACCAUUGCACGGACCGUCGAAGCAAAGAUCCAACAGUGUACACAAGAACGCAAGAUCCUGAUUACUCGGAUGCAAACCCUGCGUAGUCACAUGCAAGGAAACCUGCAACAAUUUGUCGACCAAAUGCAUGCAGAAAUCCAACCAUUACUUCAUUCAGUCAAUCGAUCAGCUUCCGGCACAAAGGAUUUCGAAUACUCAGUGCUCAAAUGUCGUGGCGAAGUGAAUGGCCUAGUAGCAAGGAUCCGAGCAUACACCGCUGAAGCUUCUUCUUCUGCUGCUGCCGUCGAAUGA